AAAUUCACCUUCUUUUGCACAGUCAAAAGCAUUUCCCAAUCUAUCAUACAAUCAAAAUGGCUCGUACCAAGCAAACAGCCCGCAAAUCCACUGGUGGAAAAGCUCCAAGGAAGCAACUAGCUACCAAGGCUGCCAGAAAGUCAGCUCCGGCCACCGGAGGAGUGAAGAAGCCUCACCGUUUCAGGCCAGGAACUGUGGCCCUGAGAGAAAUCAGGAAGUACCAGAAGUCCACCGAGCUGUUGAUCAGGAAGCUGCCAUUUCAGAGGCUAGUGAGGGAAAUCGCUCAGGAUUUCAAGACAGAUCUGAGAUUUCAGAGCAGUGCUGUGGCUGCGCUACAAGAGGCUGCUGAAGCUUACCUCGUUGGGCUCUUUGAAGAUACCAAUCUCUGUGCAAUCCACGCAAAGAGGGUUACCAUCAUGCCCAAGGAUAUUCAGCUUGCUAGGAGGAUUCGAGGAGAAAGGGCUUAGGAACCUUCUUUUAUGUUUAUCAUUCAUUUGUGUUCUGUUUUAGGGCUUUGCUUGCUUCUUCUGUUAAAUGUUUGUGUAGAUCAAAUUAUAUAAACCUCUGGUUUAGUACUAUUUUGAGAUCUGAUUAAUGAAAUCUGUAGUUCAUUUUAUCACAAUUAAAGGUGCUGCUCAUGCUAUGAUUUGGAGUUUA
Molecule: messenger RNA, 657 nt
Organism: Solanum lycopersicum (tomato)
Lineage: Eukaryota; Viridiplantae; Streptophyta; Magnoliopsida; Solanales; Solanaceae
Product: histone H3.2
Cellular component (GO): nucleus; nucleosome
Molecular function (GO): DNA binding; structural constituent of chromatin; protein heterodimerization activity
Source: RefSeq, a predicted model, not a curated record